AUGGCAGCCGCUCGGGCUAUGCUAGAUGAAGUCCACGAACUACUACCGAAGCAUACAGACGACACCAAUACCUAUGUACUUGGAAGCAUCCAGCUGCACAAUGUCGUUAUCGCGUGUUUGCCAGACGGACAAUACGGAACAAAUAAUGCAGCAAUAGUCGCGACGAACAUGUUACGAACGUUCAAAUCAAUCAGCACCUGUUUGAUGGUAGGAAUCGGUGGUGGGGUGCCAAGCAGAGCUGAUGUGCGUCUGGGUGAUGUCAUAGUUGGAACAAGAGUUAUGCAGAGUGAUCUUGGAAAAGUUGUCGGAGACGGAGAGCUACUACAAACGGCAAUACCUAGGAUUCCUCAUCAGUCGCUCGGGACGGUUGUGUCCGCCCUACGUUCGAAACACGAGCUGAGUCGCAGUCGAGUCUCGACAAUCCUACAGCAGCAUCUAGGUGGCCAACCACGAUAUAGUCGUCCAAACGUGCCGGACCGCCUCUUCCAUGCAACAUAUGACCACGAAUCUAUAACCCCUGGCUGCGACAAAUGCGAUCAGUCAAAGGUUGUUCCACGAAACAGCCGAACGUCGGACGAGAUAAUAAUCCACUACGGCGCUAUUGCUUCAGGAAACCAAGUCAUGAGAAGUGGCACUACUCGGGACAAGGUCGCUCAACGACUAGAUGUCGUAUGCUUUGAAAUGGAGACUGCUGGACUCCUUGAUAUUCUUCCCUGUCUCCCAAUCCGGGGAAUCUGUGACUACUCAGACUCUCACAAAAAUAAAGAAUGGCAAAGGUACGCCGCAGCAACUGCGGCAGCAUAUGCCCGGGAACUUCUUGAGGAGAUGCCUGUGACUGAAGCAUGUACAGGGCAUAUGUAUGUGCAUGAUCUGUACAAUAGUUCACCCGAAGACCGCCGGCGACAUUUGUUAAAUUCCCUCAGGUUCGAGCAGAUUGAUUCUCGUAAAAUGAACAUCAAAGCUGCCCACUCUAAGACGUGUCAAUGGUUUCUCGGUCAUUCUAGCUAUAAAGAAUGGCUUGACCCUGCUGCAUUGACGCGACAUCACGGAUUCCUGUGGAUUAGCGGUAAGCCGGGUGCGGGCAAGUCAACAAUCAUGAAAUUUGCAUACGAGCGCUUGAGGAGGAAGGCCCAAAUAAAGCAUACUAUCACAGCUUCCUUUUUCUUCAAUGCGAGAGGGGAGUCCUUGGAAAAGUCGAUCAUCGGAAUGUAUCGAUCAUUGAUACUUCAACUACUGGAAGGAUACUCAGAUCUUCAGACAGUCUUGGACGAUCCUGAGCUUGUGUCCCAAAGCUCUAAUAGCUGUCCUCCUUUAAAUUGUCUUAAAGACAUUUUUCUUAACUCAGUUUCCGCGCUCGGCCAACGUGAAUUCACGUGCUUCGUUGACGCUCUUGAUGAAUGCGAUGAACAACAGGUUGUUGAUAUGAUCCAGUUCUUCGAAGACCUGACAGAGCAAUCUUCGGCUAAAGGUGUCUUAUUCCGAAUAUGCUUCUCUAGCCGACAUUAUCCCUAUAUCAUCAUUCGACAAGGAAUCCGACUCACACUAGAAGACCAGCCCGGUCAUGCACAAGACUUGCAGACAUACGCUGCUAACCGUCUUCGUAUUGACGACCCUUCACUUGCCGAAGAGCUACAAGUGCAACUUUUGAGUAAAGCUGCCGGUGUUUUUAUGUGGGUUGUCUUAGUUGUCGACAUCCUUAAUAAGGAGUAUCGACGCGGUGGGAUGUUUUUAACAAAGAGACUCGCUGAAAUCCCGAGUGAUCUAAGUGAUUUGUUCAAGGACAUCUUGAGACGUGACAAUGAAGAUAUGGAAGCUCUCCUGUUUUGUAUUCUCUGGAUUCUCUACGCAAAACGCCCACUCCAACCGAAAGAGUUCUAUCAUGCUGUCUGGUCUGGUUUAUCACUUAACAGUCUUGUUGAUGACCGAAUUCCAGAUGUCACCAUUCCAAAUGCUACAGACGGCCUGGACCAGUUUGACAGAUAUAUCAUCCACUCCUCAAAGGGACUGGCUGAAGUUACAAAAUCCAAGGAGCCGACCGUGCAGUUUAUCCAUGAAUCUGUCCGAGACUUCCUCAUCAAGGACAAUGGGCUGUUUGAAUUAUGGCCUGAGCUUGGGCUAGACUGUGAGCGACUAGGCCACGAGAAGCUCAAACAGUGCUGCUCCCGCUACCUGAAUGAUACUUUGUAUGCUAAUAAAUAUAUCCUAUACCAUGCCAACAUUGCCGUGGAGUCUAUUCCUCAGAACGAGUUUCUAUCUUCUUUUCCUCUCUCCACCUGGAUCAUGGUCCACAAUGCCUCCGAGGAUUUCAAGACCCGCAGAUAUACUCAAGGGGCAAGCCUGAUGUAUGUUCUCGCCGAUAACGGAUAUUCUGGGCUCAUCCGUAUAAGACUCAAGGAUGAGCCACAAAGUUAUGUGCCUCAGGAGAGAUAUAAGUACCCUCUUUUUGCUGCUUUAGCAAACUGUAGGAAAGACGCUGUUGCUGCUCUUUUGGACUUACCCACGUAUAUGUACGAGGGAGUGGAUAUUACUCAGGGACUGAAGAGCAGGAAAGACUUUAAAAGAUAUGGAGAUCAAACACCGCUAUCUUGGGCUGCUCAAGAAGGGCGCAACGUGAUUCUUAAACAACUCAUUCAGAACGGGGCGUACAUUAACGAGCAAGAUAGAGGGGGGUUAACACCGCUUUCACGAGCUGUAAAGAAUGGCCAUGAGGCAGUCGCAAAGCUGCUUGUUGAGAAGGGAGCAGAAGUUAAUACCAGUGACAAUAACGGCUACACACCACUGCUAUGGGCGUCACAGAAUGGCCAUGAGGCAGUGGCAAGGCUGCUUGUUGAGAAGGGAGCAGAAGUCAAUACCAGUGACAAUAACAGCUACACACCACUGCUAUGGGCGUCACAGAAUGGCCAUGAGGCAGUGGCAAGGCUGCUUGUUGAGAAGGGAGCAGAGGUUGAUACCAGCGACAAAAGGAAGUACACACCACUGAUAUGGGCUUCACAGAAUGGUCAUGAAGCGGUGGCAAGGCUGCUUCUUGAAAAGGGAGCGGAUGUUAAUGCCUAUGACUCUUUCAAAUAUACACCACUGCUACGGGCCUCACAGAAUGGCCAUGAGACAGUGGUAAAGCUGCUUGUCAAAAACGGAGCAGAUAUCAAUACUACUACCGACUACGGCUAUACACCACUGAUAUGCGCUUCACGGAAAGGCGAUGAGACAGUGGUAAAGCUGCUUGUUGAAAAGGGAGCAGAGGUCAAUGUUAAUGACUCUCUUGGAUACACACCGCUGAUAUUGGCCUUACAGAAUGGCCAUGAGGCAGUAGCAAGGCUGCUUGUUGAGAAGGGAGCGGAGGUCAAUACUAAUGAUUCACUAGGAUACACACCACUGAUAUGGGCUUUGCACAGUGGUAAUGAGGCAGUAGCAAGGCUGCUUGUCGAACAGGGAGCGGAUUUUAACAUCAGUGACAAUAACGGCUACACACCACUGUUAUGGGCGUCACAGAAGGGCUAUGAGGCAUUGGCAAGGCUGCUUGUUGAGAAGGGAGCAGAGGCCAAUGCCAGUGACACGCAUUGA
Molecule: messenger RNA, 3561 nt
Organism: Aspergillus tubingensis
Lineage: Eukaryota; Fungi; Ascomycota; Eurotiomycetes; Eurotiales; Aspergillaceae
Product: Pfs, NACHT and Ankyrin domain protein
Exons: 3
Coding region: 1-3561 (1186 amino acids)
Biological process (GO): nucleoside metabolic process
Molecular function (GO): protein binding; catalytic activity
Source: RefSeq, a predicted model, not a curated record